Molecule: messenger RNA, 873 nt
Organism: Puccinia graminis f. sp. tritici CRL 75-36-700-3
Lineage: Eukaryota; Fungi; Basidiomycota; Pucciniomycetes; Pucciniales; Pucciniaceae
Exons: 4
Coding region: 76-567 (163 amino acids)
Cellular component (GO): mitochondrial large ribosomal subunit
Molecular function (GO): structural constituent of ribosome
Source: RefSeq, a predicted model, not a curated record
GAAGACGCUUCUCUCAAGAGCCAUGAAACGCGGCAGAUAGAACCCAAGCGAUUCCACGAACAACAGCCCGAGGAAAUGGCGUUCAGUCCAUCAGCAGUGGUUCAGGGAGCCCGUCGAGCCCCAUUAACCAGCAAGCAAGCCGGUGUAGGCUUCUACAAAGGUACCGGUAGUCAUCCUGCGCUCGGUCCUAAAUCCCAGGGUUCGCAUGGCACUGGACGGGUCUUGGGACGGAUCUAUCGCUUGGAACCUAAGAAAAUGCGCUCCUUUAUCGUCCCGCAAGUGGUCCAUGACUUCCGUGAACUCAGCUCUCGUCCGGACUUGAGGCCUUAUACCGAAUCGACACUUCCGUUACCUUCCGAAGUAGACUUCGAUCGAUGGCCGACUGAUCGCCGAAAGAUGCAGCCAAAAGUGCAACGGAACCUGGCUCCAUGGCAUAAUCCGGACAGUGUGUUUUCAAACAAAGGCUUCGAUGGGGACUACUUUCGUCAAUUGAUGAAUCAUCUGAGGGAGAGAGACUCAACAGACGAUUCUCCGGACCAGAGCUUAACCGACCCCAGAACAGAAUAAGCAAUCCGAAAAACUUAUAUCCGCAUUGUAUCAUCAUCAUUAGUCACAAGCACAAGAGAAUGAGCCACUUACAAUUAGCAACUACCUACAUCUCCCGAUUUCGCUCCCACUCCUUGCAACAUCUUUGUACUCCUUAAUGAACCAGCCAUAAAACAAACACCAUUCCCUCAGGGAGAGAGCGUGUGGGGAGAGCUGUUGACCUUGAUGAUCAACCCCAACAAAGAGGACCCAUCCUGAGCACAGAUUCCAAUUCGCCAACCUCGGCUUAAGUAGCUGAAUCCAUUACUCCGCAGAAGUCCGCGGAUU